Messenger RNA from Zea mays, 1383 nucleotides. Its product is annotated as tonoplast intrinsic protein 4. Gene Ontology annotation, molecular function: water channel activity. NCBI's taxonomy places the organism in Eukaryota, Viridiplantae, Streptophyta, Magnoliopsida, Poales, Poaceae. The record is from RefSeq and is a predicted model, not a curated record. Gene Ontology annotation, biological process: water transport; transmembrane transport. Gene Ontology annotation, cellular component: membrane. The transcript has 3 exons. The coding region runs from base 178 to 1002 and encodes 274 amino acids.
AGGCGCCACAAGGCCGGAGCCCACGUCCCACCCCUCCUGCAUUUCAAAAUAAUAUCUCCCUGCGCUUUUCCUAGCCCUUUGUCAUCCAAGGAUACAAUAAACAACCGGCGCUUUUACACCCCCGCCAAGAACAGGAGCAACAACAAUAAGGCUCCUCGCAACAAUCCAUUCUCAUCCAUGGCGAAGCUCAUGAACAAGCUGGUCGAUUCGUUCGAGCACGACGAGAUACUGGACGUCGGCUGCGUGCGCGCCGUGCUGGCCGAGCUCGUCCUCACCUUCCUCUUCGUCUUCACCGGCGUCUCCGCCGCCAUGGCCGCCGGAAAAGACAGGUCCUUUUCCCCCUUUAUGAAACGUACGUGGCUCUGCACGCGCGCAGGAUCCGACGGGAAGCCCGGCGACGCUAUGCCGAUGGCGACGCUGGCGGCGGUGGCAAUCGCGCACGCGCUGGCCGCUGGCGUCCUGGUGACGGCCGGGUUCCACGUCUCCGGCGGCCACCUGAACCCCGCGGUGACGGUGGGGCUCAUGGUGCGCGGCCACAUCACCAAGCUCCGGGCGGUGCUGUACGUCGCCGCCCAGCUGCUGGCCUCCUCCGCCGCCUGCGUCCUCCUCCGCUUCCUCAGCGGCGGCAUGGUGACCCCGGUGCACGCCCUGGGCAGGGGCAUCAGCCCGAUGCAGGGCCUGGUGAUGGAGGUCAUCCUCACCUUCUCCCUGCUCUUCGUCACCUACGCCAUGAUCCUGGACCCGCGGAGCCAGGUCCGCGCCAUCGGCCCGCUGCUGACGGGCCUCAUCGUCGGCGCCAACAGCCUCGCCGGCGGCAACUUCACCGGCGCGUCCAUGAACCCGGCACGCUCCUUCGGCCCGGCCCUGGCCACCGGGGACUGGACAAACCACUGGGUCUACUGGAUCGGCCCGCUGCUCGGCGGGCCCCUGGCAGGCUUCGUGUACGAGUCGCUGUUCCUGGUGCAGAAGAUGCACGAGCCGCUGCUCAAUGGGGAAGUCUGACGACCAUCAGCCCCUGUGUUGUGGCGCAUGCUUCAUGCUUGUUUCUGUAAAACAGGUCAUUCUCUGCAAGCAUGGUACAUACAUUGGCCAAGGUAAUUAGAGAGGCUUGCUGUAAAGCAGUAGGAUUGCUGGCUGUAGAAAUUGUUGAUGGGCUUUUUUUGGGGGUUUCCUGCCAAGGAAUUCUUUCUUUUAUAUAAUCUCAAAAAAGUUUUUUUUUUUUGGUAUGGGCUGGGUUCUAUCAAGGGUUUGUUAAGGCUAUUAGUUUACCAUGUAGCAGAAAAACUAGUGGGACGUGAAGUUUUUUCACGUACAUUGUAAUACUUUGGUAUUUUUGUCUACCAGAUGAAACUGGAAGUACAGAGCAAAAACUUCUCUAUCAAA